GCAGGCUUCCCUCAGCAGGCUGACGAUGGCUCACUUCACACAUACCACUCGAGAUUGCUGUACAGUAUAAAAUAGAAGAUCAAAAGCAGAGAGGAAAAAAUGGAAUAAGGGAAUGAAAUGAAAAUUGAAAGAAAUGUAGUUGAAGGAAAGAAAGGUCUAUAAAAGGGCUGAAUCUUUUCUGAACAAGUUUGGUAAGGACAGGCAUUUGAACACUCAGUCACAUGCAGCAGAACCAGGCACAUGGAGGACAGCUGACUCCACAGAACCAGGGACUUGGGUUUAGCGAUGGAACGGAUAUGGUUGCUGUUGCUUCUAACAAUUAGAGUGCUUCCGGGGUCUGCUCAAUUUAAUGGCUACAACUGUGAUGCCAACCUCCACAGUAGAUUUCCUGCUGAAAGAGACAUCAGUGUCUACUGCGGGGUACAGGCCAUUACAAUGAAGAUUAAUUUUUGCACAGUACUUUUCUCCGGUUAUUCUGAAACAGAUCUGGCUCUGAACGGAAGGCAUGGAGAUUCCCACUGCAGGGGUUUCAUCAAUAACAACACCUUUCCCGCGGUGGUCAUUUUCAUCAUCAAUCUCAGCACCUUGGAGGGCUGUGGCAACAACUUAGUGGUAUCCACAGUUCCUGGAGUCAGUGCUUAUGGAAACACAACUUCAGUACAAAUAGGAAAUAUUUCAGGAUAUGUCGAUACUCCUGACCCACCAACAAUCAUCAGCUAUUUACCUGGGCUUCUUUACAAAUUUAGUUGUAGUUAUCCAUUGGAAUACCUGGUUAAUAAUACCCAGCUUGCUUCGUCCUCAGCUGCUAUUUCUGUGAGAGAGAACAAUGGUACAUUUGUCAGCACUUUGAACCUGCUCCUUUAUAAUGAUUCAACCUACAGCCAGCAGUUAAUUAUCCCGAGUAUAGGAUUACCUUUAAAAACCAAAGUAUUUGCAGCCGUACAAGCCACUAAUCUGGAUGGCAGAUGGAAUGUCUUAAUGGAUUAUUGCUACACGACCCCAUCAGGGAACCCCAACGAUGAUAUUCGGUACGAUCUCUUCCUUAGCUGUGACAAAGAUCCUCAGACCACAGUCAUUGAAAAUGGCAGAAGCCAGCAGGGCCGGUUUUCCUUUGAAGUAUUCCGAUUUGUGAAGCACAAGAAUCAGAAAAUGUCCACUGUCUUCCUGCACUGUGUUACGAAGCUCUGCAGAGCUGAUGACUGCCCCUUCCUUAUGCCAAUUUGCAGCCACAGAGAAAGGAGAGAUGCGGGGAGGAGGACCACUUGGAGCCCCCGGAGCACUUCGGGAAACGCUGUCCUCUCUGUGGGUCCCAUCAUUACUCGGAGCGAUGAGACUCCAACCAACAAUUCACAGCUUGGUUCUCCAAAUGAACCUCCUUUCCAGCUGAACGCCGUCACCAGUGCAUUGAUAUCAGGAAAUGUCAUUCUGGGAGUCAUGAGCUUUUCCCUGCUCCUGUGCUCACUGGCCCUCCUACACAGGAAGGCACCCACCAGUUUGGUGUUGAACAGCAUAAGAAACCCAGUCUUUGACUGAUUGUAACAGGUCCCUGCUCUUGAGAGAAGGCUCACUGACCAUAACAUGUGUGACUGCAGUCAAUGUUCCAUCUGAAUUGAAUGCUAGCCAACAUUUGAUAUUUGUAGAUUUGGUAGAUUUCACAGUGUAGCUCUUUAGCUUAACAAUAGUGAAAGCAUUUUGAUAAUAUUGCUCUUGUCACUUAUGUAUACGGUCAGCCGUAUUUGUAUGGCACCAAUGGGUACAAUGACAAUAAGCACACAAUAUUCAGGACUUAAGUCUUACAGGAUCAGUCAUAUUUUAUUUUACUUCAGUUUUAUUUUGCUUUGGUUAUAGAGAUAAAAGAUAGGUAUAGAAAAAAUGGAAUUUGUUAUAUAUUUUAUCCCCAAGCAUUAAAACUCAAGGUAAUGCCAUUUAGAUUUGCAUACGUGGUCCUAAAAUAAAAGUUACUUUUUGUUUUAUUCCAGAUAAUUCUGGUUUGAGGACAUGUUUUAGUUGGACUGGCCAAUUUAGACACCUAAGAUUUAAGUACUCAUUCUAUGACCUUCUGUGUUUUUGGUCAAUUUCAAUGUCUGGCAACAUUCAUUUUUCAGAAAAAACUCUUGGGAAAUGUAUCUCAACUUGGAGCACCCAUUUGUGUAGCAAACAGUAAAAACAGCCGUUAACCUCCAAAAGAUACUAGGAGAUCCUAGAUCAUUAUGCGUUUGGCUGUGAUCAGUUUCUCCUGGUUCAAGUGCGAACAUCAGCAUGUGUUCAUUCUCCUCCCAGGUAAACAACUCAGCUGUGACAGCUGUUGUGCUUCUAGCAGUGAGGCAACUGCCAAGAUUAUUCUUAAUUCAAGAAUCAUUGCCUAGGAAAGCAAAGUGCGAUUGUGGGAAGAGGACAUUGUCUCCAAAUGCAAGCAUAGUGUUCCUCUGCAGGUUUUCAACAACCCAAAUUUAUUUUCUAGAACAAAGAAGAAACAAAUUAAGUGUGUUUUAUAGAACUUUAUUGGAGUCUUUAUUUAUUGAGAAAGAAAGUUCCUUUUUUCUACAAAUUUCUGUUGCUGGCAAAACAAAUAGUUUGGAGGAGACUUUCUUUUUCAGGUAUCUUCUUGAAGGUGUCAUAAUUACCAUAAAAUAAACAAAAUUUUCCUCUAAUGAUAAACUCCAAGAAGCAUUUGAUCCAUUAUCGGUUUUGCAAAAAAAAUUUAAAAAUCAAGU
This is a messenger RNA of Pteropus alecto (black flying fox), 2714 nucleotides long. RefSeq names its product zona pellucida like domain containing 1 (gene ZPLD1). NCBI's taxonomy places the organism in Eukaryota, Metazoa, Chordata, Mammalia, Chiroptera, Pteropodidae. Bases 286 to 1533 code for a protein of 415 amino acids. The transcript has 12 exons. The record is from RefSeq and is a predicted model, not a curated record. Gene Ontology annotation, cellular component: cell surface.